Molecule: messenger RNA, 2175 nt
Organism: Hemibagrus wyckioides
Lineage: Eukaryota; Metazoa; Chordata; Actinopteri; Siluriformes; Bagridae
Gene: gjb8
Product: gap junction protein beta 8
Exons: 2
Coding region: 178-978 (266 amino acids)
Biological process (GO): cell communication
Cellular component (GO): connexin complex
Source: RefSeq, a predicted model, not a curated record
AUGUUAAAGGGAGCGAAGACUGAGGCCCCGCCCCCUGACGGCAGGUGCAGCCUCCUCAAGGCAUUAAAUCAGUGUCUGUGCGCGAGCCGCUCAUUACUGCCGCUUCCUGCGCUGCUGAACAUGGGCGCGCAUUUCCUCCUUCUCUAAACACAGGUUUAGUGAUCAGCAACAAGCAAGAUGAGCUGGGCAGCACUGUACAGCCAGCUAGGAGGAGUGAACAAACACUCCACUAGUCUGGGAAAGAUCUGGCUCUCUGUUCUUUUCAUUUUCCGCAUCACCAUCCUGGUCCUGGCCGCUGAGAGCGUCUGGGGAGAUGAACAGUCAGACUUUACUUGCAACACACAGCAACCAGGUUGCAAAAAUGUCUGCUAUGACCACUUCUUUCCAGUCUCUCACAUCCGUUUCUGGUGCCUACAGCUGAUCUUCGUUUCCACUCCGGCUCUACUGGUGGCCAUGCACGUGGCAUAUCGCAGGCGUGGCGUCAAGAAAGAACUCAUUGCAUGUAAGGGUGAUAAAGCAACAGACGACGACCUGGAGGGUUUGAAGAAGAGACGCUUGCCCAUUACAGGCCCACUGUGGUGGACCUACACUUCUAGCCUCUUCUUCAGGCUGGUUUUUGAAGCUGGCUUCAUGUAUGCCCUCUACUUUGUCUAUGAUGGCUUCCAGAUGCCACGUCUUGUCAAGUGCGAACAGUGGCCUUGUCCAAAUAAAGUUGACUGUUUCAUCUCACGACCAACAGAGAAGACAGUUUUCACCAUUUUCAUGGUGGGAUCUUCUGCUUUGUGCAUUGUGCUCAACGUUGCAGAGCUGGUCUAUCUGAUCAUUAAGGCAUUAAUGAGAUGCUUAUCAAGAACCAAGAGGAGGCACUCGUAUAGCCACUCACCAGACAUGUCUAAGGAUGGGGCUCUCUUGCAGAACAAAAAGAAUGAGAUGUUGCUUUCAUCAGUCUCUGAGUCCUGUAAUAGCAAGUCGGUAUAAGAAGUCCAGUGUUUUGUCGAAUUAAACUUGAUUUUUUUUUUCCCCAUGAAUGAACAUGACAAAACAUUAAAAAAGAGAACAUUUAAUGCAGUUUCACUACUUCACUAGUAUAACAUUCCCUUCUGCUAAAAAAAGAAGCACAAAGCACUUGGUCAUGAAUGUCUGAACACAUUUAUUACUGGUUAACGCGUGGCCUUGUUGUUCACAUUCCACAAUUGUGUUCUCAUUUGGGGAGAAAUAGACACCUACUGGUAACCAAAUACAAAUAAAGUUAACUUGCUGCCUAUGUUUUUCAGUUUAUUUUAUAUUGUUACUUCAGACAGAUAAAUGUCUAUACUUUAAGAUGUUCUUAACAAUGCAGUCUUUUGGCAGGUAGCAUAAUAUUUAUAGACUGCUAGGCAGUGAUUCGAUCUGAAGCCUUAUUCGCAAAGGGUCUGUUUCGAGAGCUUAGCCUCUUUUUGCUUGCAUUUUAACUUUGAAAACAAUGGAGUUAUUUUUUUUUAAUUAAUUGUUAUGCUUGAUUGAUAAACAUGAAAUUAGAUUAGAUGUCUCAUGUAAGCACAAAAUCAUGUGCUUUAAUCUGCUAAUAGUGCAGUUAAAAAUUGUGGGUUUAAAUGUCUGAAUGUCUGUCAUUUAUAUAAAAAAUUGGCGAUUUAUAUAAUGUUUUGGCAAUUGUGUUAUUCUGUAAUAUAAGAAAUUGCAUUCCUAUAUUGACUUCCAUGAGCAAAAUUUGUCUUGCAAAAGUUUGUUUACAACUUGCCUUAUUUAAUGAAUGUGGCUACAUAUGUUGUAAAAAGUCUUUCAAGCUUUUGUGCAGUUCUGAACAUAACCAGAUAACUCCCAAUGGACAGGAGGUCCCAGUAUGGCAAGAUAUUUCACCUCUGGUCUGGAUUCUCAUUGGACUGUAGUGUUUUGUCCUAUUCUCAAAACACCUGACCUUGCCUUCAUGUAGUGCUUGGAUUCAGGGUCAAACCGAAACUUUAGGACAGACGGCCUUUAGGACUGUAGAAGAGAGACUUUGCAAUAUUGAACCUUUUUCAGCACCUGUACAUCAUCCUGUCAUGUCAUUCAAGGCAUCUGAACAUUUUUUCCUGCUUUUUGUACAAUCACGUGAACACAUUUGUUAUGCUUUAUGUAAAAAUUGCAAAGAUCUGUGUAGUCCAUAAAGAAAAGAUAAAUAAAUGAGAUUUAAUACUU